Molecule: messenger RNA, 3312 nt
Organism: Octopus bimaculoides (California two-spot octopus)
Lineage: Eukaryota; Metazoa; Mollusca; Cephalopoda; Octopoda; Octopodidae
Product: cytoplasmic aconitate hydratase
Source: RefSeq, a predicted model, not a curated record
AAUAGUAUGAUUCAAAAAUUUUUUUUAAGGAAAAAAUUUAUUUUAUCCAAUUAUAUAAUAUUUUAAAGUAUCUGUUGAAAUAACUUCUUUAUUAACUGCGGUUUUCUAGUACAUGGCUAGCAUCUGUGACCAUGGCUAGCAGCAAUGACGAACAUGUGGAUCAGAAUCCUUAUGCCCACUUAAUCCAGACAGCAACAAUAAAUGGAGAGGAUUAUUGUUAUUUCAGCCUUCCAAAACUGAAUGAUGCUAGAUAUGAGAGAUUGCCUUUUUCUAUCAGAGUUGUAUUGGAAUCUUGUGUGAGAAACUGUGACCAUUUUCACAUUCAUACUAAAGAUGUUGAAAAUAUCUUGAAUUGGGAGGUGAACCAAAAUGAGAAUAUUGAAAUACCUUUUAAACCUGCCAGGGUUUUACUGCAGGAUUUCACUGGUGUCCCUGCUGUUGUUGACUUCGCAGCCAUGCGAGAUGUGGUCAAGCGGUUGGGUGGUGAUCCAGCUAAAAUAAACCCUGUGUGUCCUGCUGAUCUUGUCAUUGAUCACUCAGUACAAGUGGAUGUUUCCAGAAGCAUUACAUGGUAUUCCCCCAACCCAGGCGGUGGCAAAACCAGCUGUGGCAGCAGUGGCUCAAGUCAGGAGACUGUCUACCACUAUUCUAAUGGUUCAGAUGCUCUCCAACAAAAUGAAAUUCGUGAAUUUGAAAGGAACGAAGAAAGAUUUCGAUUUUUGAAGUGGGGCUCAAUUGCUUUGAAGAACAUGCAGAUUAUACCUCCAGGUUCUGGAAUUGUACAUCAAGUGAAUUUGGAAUAUCUUGCAAGGGUUGUUUUUAGCAGUAAUGGUAUGCUGUAUCCUGAUUCAGUAGUUGGGACUGAUUCUCAUACUACUAUGGUGAACGGCCUUGGUGUAGUAGGCUGGGGUGUCGGUGGCAUUGAAGCAGAGGCUGUCAUGCUUGGUCAAUCAAUUAGUAUGGUGCUUCCUAAAGUUGUUGGUUACAAAUUGAUUGGUGAACUUGAUCAAUACACAACAUCCACUGAUGUGGUCCUUACAAUUACUAAGCAUCUACGAAGUGUUGGUGUUGUUGGUAAAUUUGUUGAGUUCUAUGGCCCAGGAGUUGCCCAACUUUCUAUUGCUGAUCGAUCAACCAUAUCCAAUAUGUGUCCUGAAUAUGGAGCUACUGUUGGUUAUUUUCCAAUUGAUCAAAUGAGUAUGGAUUAUCUUCAACAAACCAAUCGCAGUGAAGAAAAACUUUUAUAUAUAGAAACAUUCCUUAAAGCAAACAAAAUGUUUAGAGAUUAUACCAAAUCUGAGGAGGAUCCUAUAUAUAGUGAUUAUUAUGAAUUGGAUUUGAGCACAGUAAGUUCAUGCUGUUCAGGACCCAAACGUCCUCAUGACAAGGUAUUAGUGACAAAUAUGAAAGAAGAUUUCAAGAACUGUUUGAUAUCACCAGUUGGUUUCAAGGGUUUCCAGAUUCCUCCUGAUAAAUUAAAUAUAACCAUUCCAUUUGAGUUUAAAAGUAAAGAAGAAAUUUUAAGUCAUGGUUCUGUUGUUAUGGCAGCCAUAACUAGUUGUACUAAUACCAGCAACCCUUCUGUUAUGCUAGGAGCAGGUUUAUUGGCUAAAAAGGCAGUGGAUGCUGGUUUAAAAGUACCUUCUUACAUCAAAACUAGUUUAUCCCCUGGCAGUGGUGUAGUUACCUAUUACCUCAAAGAAAGUGGUGUUAUACCUUAUCUAGAAGAAUUAGGAUUUAAUAUUGUUGGCUAUGGUUGUAUGACUUGUAUUGGAAACAGUGGCCCAUUGUCUGAAGAAGUAUCUACAGCUAUUGAAAAGGGUGAUUUGGUGGCUGUUGGUGUACUAUCUGGAAAUAGAAACUAUGAGGGACGUGUUCACCCACUUACACGAGCCAACUUUUUAGCUUCGCCUCUCUUAGUCAUUGCCUAUGCUUUAGCUGGAACUAUCUGCAUAGACUUCGAAACAGAACCAUUAGGUUAUAGUGCUGAUGGAAAACCAAUAUACCUCAAAGACAUAUGGCCUACCAGAAAUGAAAUCCAGGUUGUUGAAAAGAAGAAUGUAAUUCCAGCUAUGUUCAAAGAAGUCUAUUCAAAAAUAACAACUGGUAAUGAACGUUGGAAUAAACUUGCUACACCUGAUGAUUUAUUGUACCCUUGGGAUCCAAGGUCAUCAUACAUUAAAUCCCCUCCAUUUUUUGAUAACAUGACUAAGGAACUACCUGUUAUUGAAUCCAUUAAAAAUGCCUAUGUCCUUAUGAAUUUUGGAGACUCUGUUACUACAGACCAUAUAUCUCCAGCUGGUAGCAUUGCUAGAAAUUCACCUGCUGCUCGUUACUUAGCUUCUUUAAACCUGAAACCUCGAGAAUUUAACUCUUAUGGUUCUCGCAGAGGUAAUGAUGCUGUCAUGGUUCGUGGCACUUUUGCAAAUAUAAGACUUGUCAAUAAAUUUAUGUCUAAACCAGGACCUAAAACUCUACACAUACCAACUGGAGCCACAAUGGAUGUAUUUGAUGCAGCUGAAAAAUAUAAGCAAAGCAAUAAUAGUGUUAUCAUAUUAGCAGGAAAAGAAUAUGGUUCUGGUUCUUCCAGAGACUGGGCAGCUAAAGGGCCUUCAAUGCUGGGUGUCCGUGCUGUGCUAGCUGAAAGCUUUGAACGAAUUCAUCGCAGUAAUCUUAUUGGGAUGGGUAUCAUUCCUCUGCAAUAUUUGCCAGGUGAGUCAGCUGAAUCCCUUGGCCUGACUGGAAAAGAACAAUAUACAAUUACUGUACCACCAGGAAUGAAACCUCAAUUAACAACAACUGUUGAACUGAGUACUGGAAAGACAUUUGAGGUGCUUUUACGAUUUGAUACGGAUGUGGAGUGGACAUACUUUUCGAAUGGUGGCAUCUUGAAUUACAUGAUACGUGGUAUGCUAUGAUGUUGACUCGAAAGGAUAGAGACAUUUAUUUCUACUGGAUCUCAUUGAAGCAAUUACUACUUCAAAAACUGCUUUGUGAGCAGUAAUAGAUAGUCGAGUGCCUUCUGAGAUUUAAAUAAAUUAAUCCACACCUGUCCUUUAUUGAGGGGGUAACAUUAGUAAUAUGUUUGUUAUGCUUAAGUAGACUCACUAACACUGGUUUACAGUUAGGAAGGUUGCCAUUAUUGAUGCUACUGUUUAAAAUAUUAUAUCUACAUACAGUAAUCAAUACAUUGGUCAUCUAGAAAAAUCCUGUCUAAGGCUGAUGUUUUAGCUAUCAGAAGGAUCAAUGUAUGGAUAGUAUUCAACAUCCCGGUCUCUGACUACUUUUUAAUAAAAUUUAAUAUUUCAUUUA